CUCAAAAGAGGCCUAUGGGAAUACCGAGAAUAUCUUAUUUCUGAUUCUCUGCUUUCCUCCGUUCCGUACACUGGUUUUCUGCUAUUGCCAUUUCUGAUAUCUUAACUUUCGGAACCCUAAUCUUCCUUCUUAAAGCUUCACAUAAUUUAUAUUACAAAAUGUAAUGUGAAUCCCCUUGUUUUUAUUAUCAAUGGCGCUGGCUUCCCUUGGACUUGCAUUGAGCUCACACCACACUAUUCGUCUCCCUCUGGUUUUCUGUGUCCGAAAGGUACGACAUAGUGGCUCUGUUGCCGCGGUUGAAUCGGUUGUUGAACCAGUGAGUCUAGUUAAGGAAGAGGGUGAGGGAGGUCAUGUUCCAGUUACUAAACAUGGAGUAGCUGGGAGAGAUAGCAAGGGACAUCAAUGGAAGAAGCUGAGUUCUGAAGAACUUGGGAUUUCGACAAAAUUGAUAUCAAAGCCCACGAAGACCGUUCUAAAUGGGCUACGGAGAAAAGGGUAUGAGGUUUACCUUGUUGGAGGUUGUGUACGAGAUCUUAUUCUGAAGAGAACUCCAAAAGAUUUUGAUGUCAUAACUUCAGCAGGACUUAAAGAGGUGCGGAAAACUUUUUCGCGAUGUGAAAUUGUUGGCAAACGAUUUCCCAUAUGCCAUGUUCAUGUCAAUGACACCAUUGUGGAGGUUUCGAGUUUUAGCACCUCUGGCUCUGGAAGCAAGUCCAGUUGCAAGUUCAGUAAUUAUUUCAGUAAACCGUCUGGCUGCAAUGAGCGUGAUUAUAUUCGCUGGAGGAAUUGCUUACAGCGGGACUUUACUAUUAAUGGGUUGAUGUAUGAUCCAUAUACAAAGAUAGUGUUUGAUUAUAUGGGAGGAAUGGAAGAUAUUAGAAAAGCUAAAGUGCGCACUGUGAUACCUGCAAAUGUUUCUUUUGUGGACGAUUGUGCUCGCAUUUUACGUGCGGUUAGAAUUGCUGCCCGUUUAAGAUUUCGUUUCACUAGAGAGAUUGCUCUUUCAGUAAGAGAAUUAUCUUCCUCGGUGUUAAGACUUGAUAAGGGAAGGAUCCUUAUGGAAAUGAAUUAUAUGCUGGCAUUUGGAUCAGCAGAAGCUUCCUUGAGGUUGUUGUGGAAAUUUGGACUUUUAGAGAUACUUUUGCCCAUCCAAGCAUCUUAUUUUGCUUCGCAAGGUUUCCGGAGACGUGAUGAGAGAUCUAACAUGCUUCUUUCUUUGUUUUCGAACCUUGAUAAACUCGUGGCACCUAAUCAGCCAUGCCAUAGUAGCUUAUGGAUUGCUAUCUUAGCAUUUCAUAAAGCUCUGGUUGAUCAGCCUCGUGACCCGUUGGUUAUUGCUGCAUUUAGUCUUGCUGUCCACAGUGGUGGAUCCUUAUUUGAAGCUGUAGAAAUUGCAAGGAGAAUCUCCCAACCACAUGACCAAAGCUUUGAUGAAUUAUUAGACCCUCGAGAUUUAGACUUCAAUGAUGCAUUGAUUGAUCAUGUUGUUGACCUUGCAGCAUCAGUCAAAGCCGUAUUAUGCAAGAUGACAGAUCCAUGUUAUGUUUCCCAAGCAAUGUCCAAAUAUCCACAAGCACCAUGGUCAGAUCUGGUUUUUAUUCCAUGGGCAUUGUCGCUGAGGGUAUCCAAGAUUUUUGAAUGUGUCAUAAGGGGCAUGGAAAGGGGAUCUGUACCCAGAAGGGGGAAAAACAUUAACUAUGACUCUUUGGCGUUGGGGAGCCUGAAAGAGGUUCGACAUGUGUUUGCAAGGAUUGUUUUUGACACUAUUUACCCUCCUAACCAAAACAGAAAACAUUUUUCUACAUGAAAAUUCUUCUUAUUCAAAUUAUAUUUAUCCCAGUAAUAACCAUUUAAGAGAUU
Messenger RNA from Quercus lobata, 1860 nucleotides. RefSeq names its product poly(A) polymerase I-like. The record is from RefSeq and is a predicted model, not a curated record. Lineage: Eukaryota; Viridiplantae; Streptophyta; Magnoliopsida; Fagales; Fagaceae. The transcript has 14 exons. The coding region runs from base 191 to 1807 and encodes 538 amino acids. Gene Ontology annotation, molecular function: RNA binding; nucleotidyltransferase activity. Gene Ontology annotation, biological process: RNA processing.